ACCCCUACCCGAUAUAUUAUAUUCUCACUACACACUAAAACGACUACCGUUUCAUUAUUUAUUCUCACUACACACUCGAACCGCUUUCCACUUGAAAACGAUCGAAAUGGAAGAAAAAUAGCAGAGCUUUUCCUCCGAAAUGGAUCCACCACCUCUCCCACCACUUCCCACCACCUCCGCUGCCUCCAUGCAGCUCAACUACACGGACUGCUUCGACUCCUCUCCUCAUUCUCGCAAUGCGGAUACCUGGACGGAUGAGCCUCUGCAGCCUGUUCCCGGCGCCAAGCUUCGCCUCAUGUGCAGCUACGGCGGCCACAUCAUCCCCCGUCCCCAUGACAAGUCGCUCUGCUACGUCGGCGGCGACACCCGAAUUUUCGUUGUUGAUCGCCACUCCUCGUUCGCUGACCUUUGCUCACGCCUCUCCCGGAUCCUCCUCAAUGGCCGAGCCUUCACCCUUAAGUACCAGCUUCCCAGUGAGGACCUUGACUCUUUGAUCUCUGUUACUACCGACGAAGAUCUCGAGAACAUGAUUGAUGAAUACGAUAGGACUGCUACGACUUCUCCUCUGAAGCCCUCUCGUUUGAGGCUUUUCCUCUUCUUUGUCAAGCCAGAGACAGUGGCCUCAAUGGGGGCUCUUCUUCACGACGCCAAGUCUGAGAACUGGUUUGUAGACGCGCUUAAUGGCUCGGGGCUUUUGCAAAGAGGGUUGUCGGAUUCAGCCAUGGAUAAUUGUUUGCUGAGCUUAGAUGAUGGGGUUAGGGGUAGUGAUUCUUGUAAUGACUUGGAAGGUCAGGGAGACUAUUUGGGGGAAAACAACAAACAGGUGGUAGGCAAGAGUAAUGCACAUGAAGUACAAUAUUCUAUGCCUGAUUCGCCCAUUGUUGAAAACCAUUCCUCAUUUGGUUCUCCUUCUUCUUCGCCUUCCAUGUCUAAUUUGGCCCCUAUUCGGGUACGGGUCGAAGAAAAUGGUGCCAGAGGUCAGAACCAAAGAGUCGGAAUGGAAGAACAAUUUUCCAAGAUAAGCUUUGCAGGAGCUCCUCCACGUUUCGCUCCGACAGCCCAUGGUAUCAUCUCCGGUGGUCAUCAGGUUAAUCCUACGUUUAUUUUUGGGGAAAAUAUGAAUAAGGUAUUGUCGGAAGACGAAAUAUCGGAUCACGGCGAUCCUGUUGGGUUUAGGAAACCACCUUUGCCACUGCAUCCUGUGCAACCAAAGAUGGCUGCCACUGGUGGACAUAGUUUGCCUUCUCCGGAUUCGGUUGCGAGCGAUACAAGUAGCAUCACAUCUGCUAGCUCUUUUUCGAAGCCUAUGCAUUAUCAAGAUCAACACUAUGUUCCCCAUAGAGAAACUAGAGGUCCUCGUAGCCCAAACACUGGGAACAAUGAUGACUCUGAUCCCGGUCCUGGGACCCAACAAAACAAGGAUUCUUGCUACCUCACCCCUCAGCAACUUGAUCAACAUCAAUAUCAUCCACAACAACAUCAACAGUUCACGCAAUACAUUCACCGUCCUUCAGCUAGUCCAGUGCCAAUGUCGCCUUACUACCAAGUCUAUUCUCAAACACCCCAACACCAACAGUAUCAUCACCAAAUGGAUCAGCAAUAUCCAGUCUAUUUAAUGUCGGUUCCUCCUCAAACUCAGUCUUACAACAUGUCAUUCCAAUCCAACAUGGCUGAUACGACAACAUCUGGGGUGGCCUCAACUCGACUAAUAUCAUCUCCAAGCCCUAAUAUGGUUCCUCUCCCUGGCCCAACUUACAAGCAGGAAGGAGUUCCCCCGGUUUACCCUGCUAAGGCUGCUUCACCUGGUUUGGUUGAUCCGGCUGCAGCUACAAGCAUGUACAAGACUGAUGUGGCAUCAAAUCCUCCUAUGGUUCAAAUCCCUCCAAACCAGUAUCAUCAGCAGGCAUAUGUGGAAUAUUCUCAAGUGCAUCAUCACCAUUCUCCAUCCAUUUCCGUCCCUUCAGGUACUGGGAAUUACACUUGUGAAUAUGCCAAUUCUGCUGCUCUUGGCCCUGCAAAUGAACAGAUUUUUUAUGCACAACACCCGGCUCAGUCAGCCGCAGCACGUUCCCCAUUGCCUUCUCAAUAUCAGUCAAUGACCCCUGCAGCUGCCAUAGCAUUGUCUGAGGCUGCAAAACAGCUACCUACAGAUAACAAUACUCAGCAUAACAGAACCUCAUAACCACUGUAAGCAAGUCAUGAUGGAAACAUCUUUCUGGUUGGUAAAAAAUUGGAUCUUGUAUUAGCUUUUCUUUUAUUUAAUUUUUCAUUGAUGUUACAAAUUUGUACAGUGCUGUAUUACAAAUGAAUAAUAAAGAACAUUGUUUUCUUCUUUAGUUCGGGAAGUUGACAAAAAAAUUCUCAUUUAGUUUAUAUUAAAUUGGGCUCUUUUCAUAUGUAUAUAUAUGUAACUAAAAUAAUUCUACAAUUAAACUCAUGUGC
This is a messenger RNA of Cannabis sativa, 2442 nucleotides long. RefSeq lists its product as uncharacterized. Lineage: Eukaryota; Viridiplantae; Streptophyta; Magnoliopsida; Rosales; Cannabaceae. The record is from RefSeq and is a predicted model, not a curated record. Gene Ontology annotation, molecular function: protein binding. Bases 140 to 2182 code for a protein of 680 amino acids. The transcript has 2 exons.